AUGGCUCAAAAUUCUGUGCGAAGCUUGAAAGGCGGCAUCAAAAACAUUCAAGGACCGAUAGUGACAAUCUUGGUCGGGCCCUCAAAGGAGCCUUUCCAUGUUCAUGAAUCAACAAUAUGCACGUCCUCACUGUUUUUCAAAAGGGCCAUGUCUGGGCCGUGGAAGGAAUCCGAAGAACACACUCUCGAACUCCCGGAAGAUGACCCCCAGAUAUUCGCUCUAUAUUCACACUGGCUUUACGUUGCCAAGAUCCCUGUGAUUGCCGAAGCUAUCGAAGGGGCAACAAGGGAAGAACCAGAAAAGAACAGUGCCCAGGAGUAUUCUGAUCUCUUCAAGGCAUAUGUGCUUGGUGACAAGUUGCUCGAUGCCAAGUUUCAAAAUUCGGUUAUCGACGCGAUUGUCGAAAAAUGCUCUACACCUGAUGCACAAGAUGGGAGAUGUUACUAUCCCUAUGGAGAUGUGAUCAACUACGCAUACCAAAAUACGACCGAGUCCGCUAAAAUUCGCAAUUUACUUGUGGAUAUUUACGUGGACAGUGCGCUAACCGGAUGGCUCACCAGAGAACUUCCACAGGAAUUUCUCUAUUCGGUCGUUAAAGGUCUCAUCAAGAAAAGAUCCCCUCACACCAAGCACAUCAGAGCACCCGAGUAUUAUGUGCACCCCUCGGGAAAUUGA
Messenger RNA from Penicillium samsonianum, 675 nucleotides. RefSeq lists its product as uncharacterized. Bases 1 to 675 code for a protein of 224 amino acids. Lineage: Eukaryota; Fungi; Ascomycota; Eurotiomycetes; Eurotiales; Aspergillaceae. The transcript has 2 exons. Gene Ontology annotation, molecular function: protein binding. The record is from RefSeq and is a predicted model, not a curated record.